CGCCCGAACUCCCGGAGAGUGCCAAUAUCCUUUAGUCAGUCUGAGUUUGGACCGAGCAUCGACGGAAUAUCAACGGAAGGAUCUGCAGUAGUCGACAUUUGGAACGAAAACGUUUCCCCAUGGCGUGAUCCAGGAUGAGCCAUGCCCCUAUCAGUCCCUCGAAGUCUCCGUCAAUUCCGAAAGGAGUCAGUGACCACAGUGACCCUUCCUAGAAGAGGAUAAAUUCUCAUGCCGAAGAGAUAUGUCGAGAGUUUUCCUACAAGGUGGGAUAGAGAGGGAGAAGAAAACUCGACGGAACUUCUUUCCCUCGAGGAGUGGCAUCUACGAAGUCAAUUCGCCGAGCAAGGACAUUCCGUUCGAGCUUUACACCUUCAUCGAUAAUAAACUCUUUCAGAUCAGUCGACACAGCCUCGUUCAGAUAUCGUGGCCCGAAGUUGAAAAUCUCAUCGGGAGUGACAGCGUUGCUCAUGUCAUUCCUCUCUGCUACAAACUUCAGAGGUUCCUCACGGUGGCGGGAGAAGGAGACGUACGGGACAAGCUAGUGAUCCAUCACCGGGGUCGAAUUCGAGUCGUAGAAGACUUCUCCGUCGACCUCAUUAUAAGGAAUCUCGUGAUAUCUCGUUGUGGACGGAUUUUCCGGAUAGAGCCGACGAAGAAAAUCCCACUUGUCGAAUUAAAGAUGAAAAUCCCGAAGGAUAUAUUCAAGGUUUACGACGUCUUCGAUGAUGUCUCGGCAGUUCUUGGUAAAACAGACGAUCAUGGAAGUCCAAUGCUCGUGUUCACGAAGGAAAAGAAAACUUUGAUCGAUGAGAGAUCUCUGAGAGAGCUGAUUCGCGAAAGCGAAGGACGCUCCACAAUAUAUUAUGGACAGCACCUUUACUUGCGGAAAAAUCGCAUCACCUGUUUCUCUAUCAAGAAUGAGGAGCCUCAUAUCCACGAGGUCGGUCACAUAUCUGUCACUUAUUCACGACAGACGAUAAUCCAAGACUUCGUCCGGGUGUUCCAUUCUGAGAGCGAACUACUUCUCGUGAUCGAGCGCAAUGACGUCCAGCUAGUCAAGCGAUACGACCGAAUCACUAAAGGCUGGACCAAGAUGGAGCUCAUUUUGUUGGAGGGAUGUGAUGGCUGAAUCGUCGACAAUCAAUAAAACCUGUAUCCAGGGGUGGCA
Galendromus occidentalis (western predatory mite) is the source of this 1168-nucleotide messenger RNA. RefSeq lists its product as uncharacterized. Bases 242 to 1129 code for a protein of 295 amino acids. The transcript is spliced from 7 exons. The record is from RefSeq and is a predicted model, not a curated record. NCBI's taxonomy places the organism in Eukaryota, Metazoa, Arthropoda, Arachnida, Mesostigmata, Phytoseiidae.